Corylus avellana is the source of this 1009-nucleotide messenger RNA. The record is from RefSeq and is a predicted model, not a curated record. NCBI's taxonomy places the organism in Eukaryota, Viridiplantae, Streptophyta, Magnoliopsida, Fagales, Betulaceae.
AGCAGACGCAAUAGAGUCACAUCAGCUAUUUUCAGGUCCCAGGUUUCAGCUUUUCAGUCGGCCGCUCUCUCUUGGUGCUUGUUUGUGUUGAGCGAUGGAUCGGACACAGUUGCUUCUGCUGGGAUUACCGCUCCUCCUCUUCUUCUCUGAUCUCUUAACCCUCUUCACUCCGCCGCCACCGCCACCGCCUAAGCCCAUCCCUCACUCUCACCACCACCUCCCGCCACCAUCCGUUACCAAAGAAAACCUGGACUUUCCCUCACAGAAGACAAGCGGUGUUGGAGGGAUCGGUCUUGGCAACACAGUCAACAUCAACUUCUGUGCUUCUUGCUCUUACAGGGGGUCUGCGGUGACAAUGAAGAAGAUGUUGGACACUGCUUUCCCUGGAAUUGAUGUUGUACUUGCAAAUUAUCCACCGAGCUUGCCAAAGCGUCUGCUAGCAAAAGUGGUUCCGUUUUUUCAGAUAGGUGCUGUUGCAAUUGUAGUGGCGGGUGAACACAUUUUUCCUAUGCUUGGAGUUAUUGCACCGCCUGCUUGGUAUUAUUCUUUGCGUGCAAAUAAAUUUGGGACCAUUGCAACCUUCUGGCUUCUUGGCAAUGCAGCACAGUCCUUCCUGCAGAGCUCUGGGGCUUUUGAAGUUUACCUCAACGAUGAAUUGGUUUUCUCUAAACUGAAUGAGGGCAGGUUUCCUGGCGAAAUUGAAUUGAAAGAUCUCAUCAGCAAAAGGUUGACUUCCACGGGAAUUGUAGACGGCCUAGGAAACUUGUGGUCGUAGUUCACAAGCCGGAUUUAGAGGGUCAAUCAAUGUGAUCGAAGGUGCAAAAAUGCGUCCAAAGUGGGUGUUGUUGGAUAGUCACUUGGAUUGCUUUUGCUCAAAUCUUGAUAGAAUGUCAUCGAAUUAGGUUUCCAUCUUUGUAUCAAAAAUCUAUAUGUUUCUGUCAUAGAGAAACCACUACUUGAAAAGCUUCAGCUAUCUGGGGCUUGUUUAUAAAUGUUCGUUUUCAUUCUA